This is a messenger RNA of Anolis sagrei ordinatus, 4634 nucleotides long. It is a transcript of the gene COL8A2, whose product is annotated as collagen type VIII alpha 2 chain. NCBI's taxonomy places the organism in Eukaryota, Metazoa, Chordata, Lepidosauria, Squamata, Anolidae. Gene Ontology annotation, molecular function: protein binding. The record is from RefSeq and is a predicted model, not a curated record.
ACAAUUCAGAAGCUGGAAGCCGCUCAGCAAAAAAGGAGGGCGAGUGAGAGGUGUUUUUUUCCUCCUCCAGCCAAGCCUGCCCUCCUCCUCCUCAGCUAAAUUCUCCCAUCCAAAAAGGAAGAGAAAAAAAAGGAGAAAGAGAGAAGGAAGGAGGAGGAGGGGGGGAAAGGCAAAGGGAGGCAAAAAGGAGCCGCUGGUGAAAAGCUUCUGGCUCCCUCUUCCUCGCCCGCAGUCGCAGCCUUGCCUGGCUGGCUCUGCCCGUUCGGGUUUUUCCCCCCUUUCUUCCUUCCUUCUUUCCUUCUCUCCUCCUCUUCUUUGCUCACUUCGCCUCCUUCCCUUCUGUAAGGUGCUUCUUCUGGGAACUCCACCGGACGGGGAGCUGCCUGAGUCCCUGUCGCCGCCUUGGGAGUCUCAUGGAGUAGUCCCUUUGCAGCCCCAGGAAGCCAGGAGAGGCUGGGCUCCCACCAAACAGUUCGCGUUCUCCAUCCGUCUGCGGAGCGUGGCCCUCGUCCCAAGCAAGUGACAGGCGGACCGACAGAGGUGGGACCUCGUGCGGCAUUGAAGGACUAUGACUCUGAUCUUGGCCAACUACUAUUUAGCACAACGACAAAGAGGACAUUAGAGAUGCUGUGAACCUGGACUUCAGGUCUCUGCAAAACAUCUGCACAUGGUCUCACCAUACCAAGACUGCAGAGAGACUACCGAGACUCCACGAUGCUCCAGGAAGUGACCCUGUGGCUGCUGCUCAUGGCACUUGGCAUCUCCGCAGUGGCGGGGGGUGGCGCCGGAGGAGGGUACCCACAGAUCAAGUACAUGCAACCCGUGAUGAAAGGACCCCUCGGCCCUCCGUUUCGGGAAGGCAAAGGGCAGUACAUAGAUAUGCCACCACUGCUUCCAAUGGACCUCAAAGGAGAACCCGGCCCUCCUGGAAAGCCUGGCCCAAGAGGACCACCCGGCCCACCUGGAUAUCCUGGGAAGCCGGGAGUUGGAAAACCAGGGCUUCAUGGUCAACCAGGACCUGCUGGUCCACCUGGCUUUUCUGGCAUUGGCAAACCGGGCAACCCAGGGCUUCCUGGCAAGGCAGGGAUGAAAGGAAUGCCUGGGGUGAAUGGUGAGCCUGGCAUGAGAGGCGACCAAGGGCCAAGAGGACUCCCUGGCCCACCAGGGCUGCCUGGACCAGCUGGCAUCUCUGUUAACGGCAAACCGGGAGCAAGCGGUAGCCCAGGACUACCAGGAUUUCGGGGGGAGCCAGGUGCAAAAGGAGAGCCUGGCCCUCGUGGUGAGCGUGGUAUGAAGGGUGAAAAUGGAAUUGGCAAGCCAGGACUGAUAGGACCACGAGGGAAUAGUGGGCCUCCAGGGCCUCCAGGACCUGCAGGGCCUGUAAGCAUUGGGAAACCUGGUCUCGAUGGCUUGCCUGGUGCUCCAGGUGACAAAGGUGACUCGGGCCCCCCAGGUGAGCCAGGGAUUAGUGGGGAGCCUGGACCCAUGGGCCCACGGGGCCCACCAGGUGUGGAUGGAAUUGGUGUGCCAGGGGUAUCAGGUGUGCCAGGCUUGCAAGGGCCCUUGGGCCCCAAGGGUGAACCUGGUCUGCGGGGUCUCCCAGGAAUGCCUGGCCCUACAGGAUACGGAAAGCCCGGUCUGCCUGGCUUGAAGGGAGACCGUGGACAGCCAGGUGUCCCAGGACUCAUUGGGGACAAGGGAGAGCCAGGAAUGGAUGGAGAAGUAGGUGACAUGGGUCCUCCCGGUAUGCCUGGGUCCCCAGGCCCUCCCGGUUCUAUGGGUAUGCCAGGCAAACAUGGAAUUCCAGGUGGUAAAGGGGAAGCUGGGCCCAUUGGGCCUCCUGGACUACCAGGCAUGCGUGGGGAUCAAGGGCCCAGUGGUUUUGUGGGAAAGCCAGGGAUUCCUGGGGAGAGAGGCUUGCCAGGGUCCCAAGGGUUGCAAGGCCCAACAGGCCCCAAGGGAGAAACUGGUUUCAUGGGGCUCCCAGGGGUGCCAGGACUGACAGGGCCCUCGGGGGCAAAGGGGGACGCUGGCAUCCCAGGGCAGCCAGGCCUCCGAGGCUCAUCGGGGAUACCGGGGCUACAAGGCCCUUCUGGCCCAAUGGGGCCUCAAGGUUUACCAGGACUGAAAGGAGAGCCUGGCUUCCCAGGAGCCCCAGGAGUUGGCAAAGUGGGGGAACCAGGCAUUAUAGGACCCAUUGGGCCACAAGGGGUUCCCGGCAAUCCUGGAUUAAAUGGGCGACCAGGGCCACCGGGUCCACCAGGGCCACCGGGUGCCCCAGGGGUGUUUGACGAGACAGGCAUUGCCGGCCUCCAUCUUCCCGAUGGUGGUGUAGAGGGGGCAGUCCUGGGGAAUGGCAAGCCCGGGAAACCCCAGUUUGGCCGAGGAGAACUAUCUGCCCAGAUGUUACCUGCCUUCACCGCUAUCUUGACCUCACCAUUCCCAGCUUCAGGAAUGCCAGUCAAAUUCGACAGGACUUUGUACAAUGGGCAGAAUGGCUACAAUCCAGUGACGGGGAUCUUUACCUGUCCCAUUUCUGGCAUUUAUUACUUUGCUUAUCAUGUCCACGUUAAAGGAACUAAUGUCUGGGUGGCGCUGUAUAAAAACAACGUGCCUGCCACGUACACCUACGACGAAUACAAAAAAGGCUACUUGGACCAAGCUUCAGGUAGCGCUGUGCUUGAACUUAAAGAAAACGACCAGGUCUGGAUCCAGAUGCCAUCAGAUCAAGCCAAUGGUCUUUAUUCCACCGAAUACAUCCAUUCUUCAUUUUCGGGAUUCCUUCUGUGCCCCACAUAACGGCUGUUGGGCACGCCUCCUUUCAUCCACUUUAGCCAUAAACUACUUCUUUUAAACUAUUAAAAAUACAAAAGUCGCGGGAAAGAUGGCGCAAAUCAGUAGUUUGGGGACCGUUUUGACCAAGCCAAGGAGUCAAUAUGGAAGAGAAAACUUGGUGGUUGUUGUACAAUGUUUGUAUUCAGAAUUACCCUAGAGACUGCACAUCGAAUACAGAUGCCAACUUGGGGAUUAGCUGCCAAACGAUUCUCCUAGGCCACACAGAAGGCAUUUGAUGAGACAGCAGUGUGCAGGAGGACUACGGCCUACAACACAAAGUUGUAGACUUCCUUUAUUGCCUUAAGGCACCUUCUUCCAAAUUUUAGCAUUGAUCCAUGUUUCAGUUUGUCGUUUCAAAAUGUGAUUCAGUCGGUCUCUUGAGACAAAAAAAGAAGACACAUUGUCGAAGUUUGGAAAGCACCUUUUCACACAAGGCUCAGCAGAUCUUUAGAGCAGUUAUAUGGAAAAGGGGAUGGGAAACGUAUUCCAGAAUCCCCUUAAAAAAAAAAACAAAGACAACUCUGCAGUACUCAAAGAGCAAAUUUUCCAUUAUCUGAAAUUCAGCAGUCUGGAAAUCUAAGGUUCCACCAAUGCUGUUGACAAUCCCAGUGUUAAGGCACUGCAGGCAUUGCUCCAGUUGCUACUGGCUUGACUUGAGAAAGAUUGAAUUGUUGACAUCGUCAAAGUGCCAGUGCAUAGAUCGUUUUGUCCAAGAUGUCUACACUUUGUCACGGGAGGUGGGGCAACCCAUCACCCGUGCAAUUUAUUUAAAAACCCUGGGAGGCCACCAUACAUUUCCAUUCAAUACUUUUUUUACAACAGUGCUAUUAAUGUUAGCUACUUUAAAAGUUAUUCAGUAUAGUGCAAUAUAUUUUAAAGGUGGAAAGUGUUGUGUGCAAGGAUUUCAAUAAUUAACUAACAUUUUCAUUGUCUGAUGCAUUUCUACCACUUUAUAUCAAUACUGCUUGAAAUGUCUCUUUUUGUAUUCCACGCCACAAGGUAGUUCAAAGCUUCUCAAUAUCUUAAUGUACUACAGUGUACACUAAAAGCUUCUCGAUAUCUUAGUGUACUACAUUUCUCAACCUUUUCUAAUGCUGUGGCCCCUUAAUACAAUUCCUCAAGUUGUGCUGACCCCCAACCACAACAUUAUUUCCGUUGCUACUUCAUAACUGUAGUUUUGCUACUGUUAUGAAUCAGAAUGUAAAUAUCUGAUAUGCAGGAUGGAUUUUCAUUCACUGGACCAAAUUUGGCACAAAUACGUGAUAUGCACAAAUUUGAAAUUUGAUUGGGGGAAGGGAUUGAUUUUGUCAUUUGGGAGUUGUAGUUGCUGGUAGUUAUAGUGAACCUACAAUCAAAGAGCAUUCUGAACUCCACCAACGAUGGCAUUGAACCAAACUUGGCACACAGAACUCUUAUGACUGGAUGGGUUUGGUGGGCAUUGACCUUGAAUUUUGGAGUUGUAGUUCACCUAUAUCCAGAGAGCACUGUAGACUCAAACCAUGAUGGAUUUUGACAAAACUUGGCAUGAAUAGUCAAUAUGCUCAAAUGUGAUCACUGGUGGACUUUGAGGAAAAUAGACCUUGACAUUUUGGAGUUAUAGUUACCGGGAUUUAUAGUUCACCUACAAUCAAAGAGCAUUCCGAACCCCACCAAAAAUAGAAUUGGGUCAAACUUCCCACACAGAACCCCCAAGACCAACAGUUAAUACUGUGUUUUUUAUGGUCUUUGGCGACCCCUCUGACACCCCCUCGCGCCAGGGCUGUAGCCAGAAAAAAAAUUCGGGAGGGGUUAAAAUUUUC